Messenger RNA from Suillus subaureus, 1067 nucleotides. RefSeq lists its product as uncharacterized. Bases 121 to 945 code for a protein of 274 amino acids. Gene Ontology annotation, molecular function: protein binding. Gene Ontology annotation, biological process: protein transport to vacuole involved in ubiquitin-dependent protein catabolic process via the multivesicular body sorting pathway. Gene Ontology annotation, cellular component: ESCRT-0 complex. The transcript is spliced from 4 exons. NCBI's taxonomy places the organism in Eukaryota, Fungi, Basidiomycota, Agaricomycetes, Boletales, Suillaceae. The record is from RefSeq and is a predicted model, not a curated record.
GCAUAGGAUCCGACGCGAGAGGCCCCCUGUAUAACCGAAUUAGGCAAGCUCAACAUCUUGUCAUGAAUUUACGUCUAUCAUUUCACGUCCACAUCGUGACCCAAGUAUUUCACUCUCAGGAUGUCUGAUCACACUCUUCUGGAUCACAUAGUUUCACAGACCAGGCAGAAUGUCGAGCUGUUAAUGUCUCAUAACAGGAUAUCUCCAUCGGAUGGUCGCGAUAUUCUACUCAAGCUUCCUAGCACUGGGGUGGCAGGAUCAAUGAUAGCAAUCACACAGCAAACACAGCGCCUUUCAAUCUCUCCGGCGCCCGUUCAGAGCGUGAUCAACAACAAUGCUGGCUUGCAUGUGUCGCCAAAGUUAGAAGCUCGUGCGAUCUGGGACUGGGAAAGCGAAGAUCCCAAUGAUCUAUCAUUCCGUACAGGAGAUAUCAUAGAAAUCGUGAAAGAGACCAACGCAGAUUGGUGGACAGGCCGAAGCAAGUCGGGGAAGCAGGGCCUAUUUCCUGCCACAUAUGUGGAGAAACUGGCUCCGCGAUCUGUCCGGGUCUCUACACCACCGUCUUUCCCUGAAUUUCCAAAGACAAAGACAUCGCCGGAUUCAAAGUAUGGUUUGGUUUCGGAGCCCAAGUACAUGUCCCCAGGUCUCCCGGGCCCUCCACAGUAUUCUUCACCACAGCCUGUGCAACAGCAAUACCCGCCGCCACCUGGUCCACCACCUGGUCCUCCUCCUGCAGGAGGAUACCUGCCUCCUUCAGGACCUCUCGGGCCUCCUUAUAAUCCUUAUUCGGAAAAUCCUCCAGUGGCUCAGCCAGUUCCUCAGCAGCCCCCAAAGAAGGGUCGUUUCGGCAAUCUUGGCACUAUGAUGGCACAGUCAGCUGCUGGUGGUCUUGGGUUCGGUGCAGGUGCUGCCAUCGGUGGUGAUAUCGUGAACUCAAUUUUCUAGACUUCUACUCUCUUCCUGCGUUGCUCAGUUUACACAAUUGUCUAUGCUACGUCUUUCUUGACUGGACUGGAGAAUGAGUAUGUUAAGUGUGUUGGUUCUAGUAUUAGAUGCAAAAUUCCAAC